AUGCGCAUUGCGGCGCGCCACUCGAGUCCCGAGGCGACGACGACCCGGUCGUCGUUCGCGUCCUCGUCGUCGUCUCGAUCGUCGGUCUCGGUCCCAAUGGUGACGCUGUCGCUGCCGGACGUGAGCCAGCACCCGACCACCACGGCCGUGCACAUCAAGGUCCCCGAGCUCCACGGGGUGCUUCAAGAACGCAACUCGUCCAAGCGCUUUCGGUGGCUGCAAUGGAAGCGCCAAAAGACGACCUCCAGCGCAACCGACUGCUGGGUCGACUUCGACGGCGACACGUGGCGGUGGUUCCCACGGACGGGUCCCGGCGUGUACAAGGCGUCGCCGACGCACGUCCUUUCGAUCACGCCGCUCUCGCGCAUUGACGUGGCCACCGACGGCAGCUGCUUCCAGCUCUUCGACGACGGCACAGCCUUUACGUUUUACACGUCGAGCCGCGACCAGUGCGCGUCAUGGACGGCGGCGCUCGAGGCGGCGAUGGUGGCCCAAGCCUUCUUGGCCAAGUACCACCUCGGGCCGGUCCUCGGGUCGGGCGGCAGCGCCUCCGUGCACAGCCUCGUGCUGCAGAACGCGCCCACGGACCUCGUCGUGAAGCUCGUCAUUGGCCAGAAGGACCUCGUCGAGAACGAAAUUGCCAUCCUCUCCCACCUCUCGACGGCGCCGCCAUCCCUGCGAGCGCAUGUUCCCACCCUCGUCAAGGCCAUUGACCUGCGAGAGCAGCAGGCCACCGGUCUCGUGCUUCCUCGCUACGACGGCGGGUCGCUCCACGAUCGCAUGCGAAGCCUUCCGCCGCUGACGGCAACCAACGUAGCCUCGCGGGAAGUGGCUGCGAAGCGUCUCAUGCGCUCGCUGCUGCGCAUCUUGGAGCUUCUACACGGCGCCGACGUCCUCCACCUCGACCUCAAGCCGGCGAACAUCCUCUUCAAGACCCACGAGGAUGAUUGCACGCAACUCGUGCUCAUUGACUUUGGCCUCGCGAUGCGUCCAAGUGCAUACGACCAUAAGAACGCACUCCACGACGCCGUGCGGGGCACGCCGGGGUACCUCGCACCAGAGCUACUUUCAAUGGACCACGACGGUCCGCUGCCCGUCUCGAGCGCCACCGACGUCUUCAGCGCCGGCGUUCUUCUGUACAAGUACCUCCUCGGUGUCGCGCCGUUCCAAGGAGCGACCAAAGGCCAGCUCUUGGAGCGCAUGCGCCAAGGGCAGAUGGUGCGCCCGAAGGCGACGUGGGCACUUCUCUCGGUCAAUGCACAGGAUUUUGUCAUGAGCAUGCUCCAGCGCAAGCCGCACCAUCGCGCGUCGACGUCCUCGCUACAAACCCAUCCUUGGCUCGCAACCAGCGACUAA
Molecule: messenger RNA, 1356 nt
Organism: Saprolegnia parasitica CBS 223.65
Lineage: Eukaryota; Oomycota; Saprolegniomycetes; Saprolegniales; Saprolegniaceae
Product: CAMK protein kinase
Exons: 1
Coding region: 1-1356 (451 amino acids)
Biological process (GO): intracellular signal transduction; peptidyl-serine phosphorylation; protein autophosphorylation
Cellular component (GO): nucleus; cytoplasm
Molecular function (GO): calmodulin binding; calcium/calmodulin-dependent protein kinase activity; ATP binding
Source: RefSeq, a predicted model, not a curated record